UCAAACAUUUCACUGACCAGCCUAAAAGUAGUUAUUCCAAUUGUCUGUCACACUACAGGAGCCACCAUGGUUGCAAAAAAUCAGUUCUAUCAUAUUUCACUAGCAUUGCUUUUCUGCAUGGGAUUCUUGGCUUUUCAAGUCUCGUGUCGCAGCCUCCAAGAUGCCACCAUGUAUGAGAGGCAUGAGGAAUGGAUGGCUCGUUAUGGCAAAUGGUACAAGGACCCUCAAGAAAGGGAAAAGCGUUUCAGGAUAUUCAAGGAAAAUGUGAAUUACAUUGAAGCCUUCAACAGUGCUGCCAAUAAACCUUAUAAGUUAGCCAUCAAUCAAUUUGCAGACCUCACCAACGAGGAGUUCAUAGCUUCAAGAAAUAGAUUCAAGGGGCACAUGUGUUCCUCAAUCAUAAGGUCAACCACUUUUAAGUAUGAAAAUGUGACUGCAGUACCAUCCACUGUAGACUGGAGGCAAAAGGGUGCAGUGACACCCGUCAAGGACCAAGGCCAGUGUGGAUGCUGCUGGGCUUUUUCUGCUGUUGCAGCAACUGAAGGAAUUCACAAACUGAGUACUGGAAAAUUGAUCUCUUUGUCAGAACAAGAACUUGUUGAUUGUGACAUAAAGGGGGUGGACCAAGGUUGUGCGGGUGGUCUUAUGGAUGAUGCUUUCAAAUUCAUCAUUAAAAAUCAUGGACUCAACACCGAAGCCAAUUACCCCUAUAAGGGUGUUGAUGGAAAAUGCAAUGCAAAUGCAGCAGCCAAUGCUGCUAGCAUUACUGGGUACGAGGAUGUCCCUGCAAACAGUGAGAAGGCACUGCAAAAGGCUGUGGCCAAUCAACCAGUUUCUGUUGCCAUUGAUGCCAGUGGCUCUGACUUUCAGUUUUACAAGAGUGGUGUCUUCACCGGUUCAUGUGGAACUGAGUUGGACCACGGUGUGACUGCUGUGGGAUAUGGUCUCAGUGAUGAUGGAAGUGAGUAUUGGUUGGUUAAGAACUCAUGGGGAACAGAGUGGGGUGAAGAAGGUUACAUUAGGAUGCAGAGAGGUGUGGCUGCUCAAGAAGGACUCUGUGGCAUAGCUAUGAUGGCAUCUUACCCUACUGCAUAAUUAUCAAAUUUGUACACUACUAUUUGUAUUUCUAAACUGUGUUAUGUUGUGUAUAACAGUGUAUUUCUCA
Molecule: messenger RNA, 1165 nt
Organism: Vigna umbellata (rice bean)
Lineage: Eukaryota; Viridiplantae; Streptophyta; Magnoliopsida; Fabales; Fabaceae
Product: senescence-specific cysteine protease SAG39-like
Biological process (GO): proteolysis
Molecular function (GO): cysteine-type peptidase activity
Source: RefSeq, a predicted model, not a curated record